AUGUCUCGCAGACGAACAUCGUCCGUCUCCGCAUUUUUCCACUCCCUUGUGCUCGAUACCAAAGUUUCAUCAACAUCACCUGGCAUUUUCUAUAUUCAGUGUGAUACACCUCUUCACUUUACACUAUCAUCGGCGUUAAUUCCAUACGAUGUACAACUUUUCUGUGAUUACCAUUCAACGAAUUAUCAACGCGGUGUCUAUCACCAAUUAAAAUGGUCGUCGAAGGAUGACGAUCGAUUCGCUCAACUAUUUUGUACACGUUCUGGUCCAAUCCAUUAUUAUUUUACAGCCAAAGAUAAAAAAGGCGAAGGUUAUAUCAUCGUCGAACCACGUCUUUCGAAUUUAACAAGCGGAGACGUCGAAGAAAUCACUUGUUUAACCGUUUUAUCGAAAUCUUUAGGCAAAAUGGAAAGUUGGGAAUCGCGUUUAGCAAUCGCUCAUCAUAGUAAUUAUAACAUGAUACAUUUCACGCCAAUUCAACAAUUGUAUAAAGUUUCGAAUUCGUCCUAUUCGAUAACACAUCAUCAUCAACUGAACCCAGUGUUUGGCAAAGAUAAAACGCAUGAUGAUUUAAAGAAAAUCAUCGAUCGAAUGGCAAAUGAAUGGAAUAUUUUAUCGAUUACUGAUCUGGUUUAUAACCACGCCGCAAACGAUUGUGCCAUUUUGGAAAAUCAUCCCGAAGCUUCGUAUAAUUUAAUCAAUUCUCCUCAUUUAAAACCCGCAUUUUUACUUGACGCCAUUCUAAUGCAAUUUACGUGUGAUGUCGACGCCGGAAAAAUCGAAGGAAUUCCUGCAACGAUUUCCAAAGAACAUUUACCAAUAAUCCAAGAUUAUCUUCUGAAUAAAGUCUUCCCGGGUUAUGCAUUUCACGAAUUUUAUAUGAUUGACGUUAGAAAAACGAUUGAAGAAUUCAGUCGGUUCAUUGAAAAUACAUCGCCAAGCAACUCUUCGCACAUUUAUGAAGAUGAAUACGCAUUCCGAAUUGAUUACGGUUCUUACUCGCGUAACGCCGCUCGAAUUAACUAUGAGAAAGCUCGAGAGAUCUUCUAUUGUGCUAAUAGGACAGCAAGUCAAGCUUGUCAACUAUUAGCAGAUCGUCUAAAGUAUUUAAAUCAUUCGAAAUAUUCGCAAGUUCAGUCGGAUCUUCGUGAUGCGAUAACUAAUUGUAUCAAAGGAUGCGAAUAUCACUUUUUCGAUCAGUACGGUCCGAAUUUUAAAUCGAUUUCGCUGAGAACACCCUUCGCUGGAAAUUAUUUCGCGUAUCCGAAAGAGAAAAUCUUUCAAACGACUCCUGAAGAAGUCGAACAAGCUUAUCGAGAGAAUAACAAAGCAUUUCUCGAACGUGUUAUGGCACAUAACGGUUGGGUAUGGAAUGAUAAUCCAUUGAGAAAUUUUGCAGAAGAUACACAAGGACCAAAUGUUUAUUUUCGACGAGAAUUGAAUCAAUGGUCUGAUAUUGUUAAGUUAAACUUCGGAAGUUGUGAAGAAGAUUCACCGCAUCUUUGGGCGUAUAUGAAAGAAUACACAAGAUUAGUAGCAACGACAUUCCAUGGCGCUAGGUUAGAUAAUUGUCAUUCAACACCAUUACAUGUUGCUCAAUAUUUAAUGGAUUAUGCACGAGAAUUAAACCCGAAAUUUUAUAUUUUGGGAGAAUUAUUUACAAGCAGCGAGACAUUGGACAACCUUUUUAUCAAUAAACUCGGUAUCAAUGCGCUCGUGCGUGAAUCGUUAAAUGCUCGACUACCCUGUGAUUUGGGUCAUAUGAUAUGCGGACAUGGUCGAUUAUCAAUCGGAUCCUUAUUCCGUUUGCAGACAGUACUGAAACCACGUCGAGCACAAGCAUUUUUCUAUGAUCAAACUCAUGACAAUCCUUGUCCGAUCGAACGGCGUUCAUUAGCAGAUGUCCUACCUCGUUCAGCUUAUGUUGCAAUGUCUUGUACACCAACUGGGUCCAAUCGUGGUUAUGACGAGCUCGUUCCACAUCAUAUCGAUGUUGUUCACGAGCGCCGAACUUAUGAAAAAUGGACCAAUGACAAAGACAAAAGUCUUGUUCAUGCAAAAUCGAUUUUCAAUCAUCUUCACGUUCGCCUAGUAACGGAAGGUUAUACAAGAAUGAUUGCCGAUCAGUUAUCUCCGAACACUUUGAUGAUUACACGACAGCAUCCGAUAACGAAUUCCACAAUCAUUUUGAUUGGUUAUACCGAUACGAUAAAAUCUGAUGAAGAAGAAAAGAUCGAACCACUGAUGAUUCAAGGCACAAUCGAAGAGAUUCUAUUCGAAAUGAAUUUAUCCUGGUUGAAUAAUGAGAACAAAUUGGAUUCGUUCCAACGCGAUAUUGAUCACAUCAAUGGUUUACGUGAAAAAGAUUUGAAUGUUUAUAUAAACGAACAUCUCGAGAAAGAUCAAUCAAAUUUUGUGAAUAUCAGUCAAGAAAAUGAGGCAAAGAUGACAAAAGUGAUAUUUAAUAAAGAAAAGUUCAUUCCCGGAUCGGUGAUUGCUUUUCAAAUCAAUCUUUUGUCACAUGCGAAACAAGCAUCGAAUGAAUUACGAAAAGAAAUCUUCGAGAACGAUUUAGCAACGUUUCGUUCACUGAUUUCCAGAUUUUCGCUUGUCGAUUUAAAUUUUCUUCUCUAUCGUUGCAAAAACGAAGAGAACAACGAACUGUAUCUGAUACCAGACUACGGUUCACCUGUUUACGCUGGUUUACAAGGCAUCGAAUCGUUAUUAAUUCAAAUGCGAGCAUUAUCAACUGAACAAAUGCUCAAACAUCCGUUAUGUCUUCAUUUGAAAAAAGGAAACUGGUUAAUGUUGUACAUAAGUCAACGCUUAAUUGCAAAUCAACGAACAUUAUUUCUCGGUCAAUGGUACGAAAAACAUUUUCAAUAUAUUGAUCAACUGCCUAGAUAUUUAAUUCCUGUUUAUUUCGAUCUAUUAAUCCAUCGAACGUAUAAUAUUUGUAUUGAUCGAGCAAUAGAUUUGAUGUCGACGUCAUUUGUUCAACAAGGUUCGUCGUUUGUGAAAAAUUUAGCCAUGACAAGUGUACAAAUGAUGGGAAUCGUUCCCAAUGCACGUUUACCGAACUAUGAAGACAAUCAAAAAGAUAAUCAAUAUCCAUCCUUGGCAGCUGGUUUACCUAAUUUUUCCGAAGGUAUUUGGCGUAACUGGGGUCGAGACACAUUCAUCGCCCUCCGUGGUCUUCUUCUUCUAACGGGUCGAUUUGAUGAAGCUCGUUACUUGUUACUCACGUAUGGUUCGUGUCUCCGCCAUGGUCUUAUACCGAAUCUUCUUGCCGGCCCGCGUUACAAUGCUCGAGAUGCUGUUUGGUUUUGGUUAUAUUCUUUGUCGGAAUAUACAAAAUUAGCGCCGAAUGGUUGUGAGAUUUUAGCGGAAAAUAUCCAGGGCAAAGCGUUACAUUCAAUAGUCAAAACGGCAAUCAAUACUCAUUUGAAUGGAUUGAGCUUUCGAGAAUAUAAUGCAGGAUAUCAAUUAGAUCGCGUCAUGUCAGAUGAAGGUUUUAACAAUAGGAUUGGUAUUGAUAGCAGAACAGGAUUUGUUUAUGGUGGAAAUCGUUGGAAUUGUGGAACUUGGAUGGAUAAAAUGGGUUCAUCUGAACUAGCGGGAAAUAAAGGUCAUCCAGGAUCACCGAGAGAUGGAAGUGCGAUUGAAUUAGUUGGAUUGUCGCGUGCUACCAUUCAAUGGUUAAUUGAAAUGAUUGAUCAAAACGCUUAUCCAUACAAAGAUCAACGAGCGAAUCUGGAAGAUUGGUUGAGAAAAAUCGAUGGAAAUUUUGAAAAAGAAUUUUGGAUUGAUCAAACCGAUCAUUCAAACAAUUUUAUCAAUCGACGGAAUAUUUACAAAGACACAAUUAAUUCGUCACUUCAAUACACCGAUUUUCAAUUCCGACCAAAUUUUCUCAUUGCCGCUGUUGUUGCACCUGAAAUGUUCAACAAAGAUCACAUUUGGUUGGCUUUAUCUCAAGUGGAAUCCUUGUUACUCGGUCCAUUAGGCAUCAAAACUCUCGAUCCAUCUGAUGAACAAUAUGUUGGUGAUUAUGACAACAAGGAUGAAUCUACAGACUUUAAACGUGCUCACGGCUAUAACUACCAUAAUGGUCCGGAAUGGGUUUGGCUAACCGGUUAUUAUUUACGAGCGAAAUUGCUUUGGUCGCCGAAGGAGAAACGUGCGAAGACGCUUGAACAUGUUCGAGAAGUUCUUGGAAGACAUCGUGAAGCAUUGUUUACGAGUGAUUGGAAGUCUUUACCCGAGUUAACAUCAGCGAAUGGACGAUUUUGUCGAGAUUCAUGUCCAGCACAAGCCUGGUCAUGUGCAACAAUUUUAGAGGCUAUUUAUGAUGUGCAACAAUAUAAUUUAGAUUAG
Adineta ricciae is the source of this 4377-nucleotide messenger RNA. The record is from the annotation of a GenBank genome assembly. Lineage: Eukaryota; Metazoa; Rotifera; Eurotatoria; Adinetida; Adinetidae.